CGCCCAACCGCUUUCAAGUCGAAUGGAACCAUGAAGGCCAACACGACCGGCAUCCAGACCCAACCCAAUUGCGUCUUGGCAGAUCAAGUACAGCUUACGGGUGGUCAAAUUACAGGAAGCGGCGCGGGCUGUCAAUUUAGUGCUACCUCGGCUGCUGCAGGCGUCGACUAUGGCGUAAAUGUGGUCGGGGCAUGCAACUUUGAACAGUCAACCCCACUCCCUGCCCCCGUUAAACCCGUUGCGUUCUGGUUCACCAACCCUGGUGGGAGCCCGUCGUCUGCCGCGGUAGUCUGCACUCCCAAAUUGUCAUUGCACAAUGUUACCAUUACCUUGAAUCUUGCGAAUGGUCAACUUAUCGAUGUGACACCCAUUGGGGACUAUGAUCUUCCAACGAACGUGACAUCUGGACCUCCACUCAACGGUCGAGUGUGGAAUGGGGUCGAGUUCAAUACGACAAAUGCCGACGCCGAUACGCUCCUCCGAGCCAACACGACGCAACUCCAAUUGGCCUCCUCGGUAUUCAACUUGUUGCAAAGGAACACUUAUGACAAGGUGUUGGGAGAUGCGGCUCAAAUUGUCAAUAUUACUGCGACGAGAUAUCAACUCUUCCUCGCCCUCUCCGCUCGUUCAAACUUUUUUGUGACGGAUAAUUCGGGGACGCAUUUACCGGUGGUUAUUAAAGAGAUCCAACAGAGAUUAUGGAUGGAGAGACUGGCAACUCACUUGCUCACUGUUGUAUUGAUCCUUGGUGGUAUUGUGGGUGGCUUGGUACACUACCUGCAUUACAUGGAACGACGAGACCUCAAGCUUUAUGCGGCUCCGGGAUCCAUUGCGGUCGCCGCGUCUGUCACGACCGACUCUCCAGUACACAAUAUGCUUCGUAGCGGAAUGGACGCUAACAAGAUGAGGGACGCGCUGAGUGGCGAGACAUUUGGUGUCGAUAAUACGGGCCGGAUAAUAUUAGCGCGUGAUGUAGAGCCGUGA
Messenger RNA from Acaulospora colombiana, 984 nucleotides. Lineage: Eukaryota; Fungi; Glomeromycota; Glomeromycetes; Diversisporales; Acaulosporaceae. The record is from the annotation of a GenBank genome assembly.